This is a messenger RNA of Aegilops tauschii subsp. strangulata, 3471 nucleotides long. The record is from RefSeq and is a predicted model, not a curated record. NCBI's taxonomy places the organism in Eukaryota, Viridiplantae, Streptophyta, Magnoliopsida, Poales, Poaceae.
CAUGCAAACACUACGCAGAAAAAUGGCAUCAUGCUCAACACCACUGUUGUACCUCUGCCUACUGCUGGUGCCAUGCCUUCUUCUCUUGGAAGAAGCGCAUGCGGCGCGCCAUGGAGGGAUCUUGCUGAGGUCUCAACGCAUGGCCCUCCUCCGCUGGAAAGCUACACUUGCAGGCCCACUGCUGCAGAUGAGCUUUUGGCAGGAAAACACCAGCCCGUGCAACUGGACAGGCAUCAUGUGCAUGGCUGUUCGCCAUGGCCGCCGUGUACCCUGGGUGGUGACGAACAUCUCCCUUCCGGAUGCGGGCAUCCAUGGCCAAUUUGGUGAGCUCAACUUCUCGGCUCUUCCAUUCCUCGCAUAUAUUGACCUACAUAACAACAGUCUCCAUGGUGCACUGCCUGCUGGUAUCAGCUUGUUGUCAGCACUUUCGGUACUUGGCCUUACCUACAACCAGCUCACAGGGAAAAUUCCUAAUGAGAUUGGUGGUCUGCAAAGUCUCAUGCAGCUUGAUCUCUCAUUUAACAGAUUCACAGGACAUAUCCCUGCGUCUCUAGGCAACCUGACAAUGUUAACUUAUCUUGGCAUUCACCAAAACAUGGUAUCAGGUCCCAUUCCUUGGGAGAUUGGAAGGCUUGUCAAUCUACAAAUUCUACAGCUAACCAACAACACCUUAAGCGGCAUGAUACCAAAAACCCUUGGAAAUCUGACCCAACUAAAUACUUUGUACCUGUUUGGUAAUCAACUUUCAGGGCCUAUACCCCAAGAACUAGGCGGACUAGUUCAUUUGCAAAUCUCCAGCUUCACUUAAAUGAUUUUUCAGGUUCAAUUCCAAUCCCCAUAACCAAUCUCACUAAGAUGAACACACUUACUCUCAAUGAAAAUCAAAUCACUGGUCCAAUACCCCCAGAACUAGGCAAGCUCACUAUGCUCAAUACACUUAGUCUCUAUACAAAUCAAAUCACAGGUCCAAUACCCCCAGAACUAGGCAACCUCACUAUGCUCAAUAUACUUAGUCUCUUCACAAAUCAAAUCACAGGUCCAAUACCAUUAGAAUUGGGCAUGUUAAUAAAUCUCCGGAUUUUAGAAUUGGCCGACAACCAAAUAACCGGUUCCGUUCCCGAAGAGAUUGGCAAUCUACUGAACCUCGAACAUUUAGUCUUGUCUCUGAACCAAAUUUCGGGAUCAAUACCAAAAACUUUCAGGAAGCUGCAAAGCAUCCAAAUAAUGCGAAUCGAGAGUAACAAAUUAUCAGGUUCUCUUCCUCAAGAAUUUGGAGAUGCCAUAAGCCUUGUUAAACUUGCGUUGAAUAACUCACUUUCAGGACCUUUACCAACAAAUAUAUGUUUAGGUGGCAGACUUCAAUAUCUCGUUGUCUCAUCUAAUAUGUUCAAUGGCCCCAUCCCAAGAAGUUUAAAGACAUAUACGAGCUUGGUUCGGAUUAACCUUGAGUCGAACCAACUAACAGGAGAUAUAUCUCAACAUUUUGGUGUGUAUCCACAACUCAUAAGGAUGAGCUUGGCAUCGAAUAGACUCUCUGGGCAAAUCUCUCCGAAUCUAGGUGCAUGUAUCCAACUAACGGUGCUAGAUCUAGCACAAAAUAUGAUCACGGGUUCCAUACCUCCAAUCCUUUCUGAAUUGUCCAACCUAGUAGAGUUGAGACUCGAUUCUAAUCAUCUCAGGGGUGAGAUUCAAACAGAAAUCUGCACUUUAACUAAUCUAUAUAGCAUGAACUUAUCAUCGAACUAGUUAUCUGGAUACAUACCUACACAAAUAGGCAAGCUAAGCAAUCUAGGAAACCUUGAUAUAUCUGGGAACAGACUGGAUGGAUUAAUACCUGAGGAACUAGGGGCAUGCACAAAACUACGGUACUUGAAGAUUAACAACAACAAGUUCAGUGGGAGUUUGCCUGGUGCGGUUGGAAAUUUAGGAGCCCUGCAGAUCAUAUUAGACGUGAGCAACAAUAACCUAAGUGGUGUGUUGCCGCAGCAAUUUGGGAAGUUGGAGAUGCUAGAAUUUCUGAAUUUAUCACAUAAUCAGUUCAGUGGCAGCAUUCCAUACUCCUUUGCAAGCAUGGCAAGCCUUUCAACACUUGAUGUGUCCUACAAUGACUUGCAAGGACCAGUCCCAGCAGCACAGCUACUCCAAAAUGCUUCAGCAAGUUGGUUUCUUCCCAAUAAAGGUCUGUGCGGUAACCUCUCUAGCCUGCCACCUUGUUAUUCAAAUCCAGUAGCUGGUCACCAUAAACGGAAGAUACUUGGUUUGUUUUUGUCAAUUGUUCUUCUGGCGGGUUUCGGCAUUGUUGCUGCAAUUGUUGUUAUAAUAAUACUUACUCAUAAGAAGAGAAAACCACAAGAAAGUGUUACCGCUGAAGCAAGGGAUCUAUUUUCUGUUUGGAAUUUUGAUGGAAGAUUGGCAUUUGACGAUAUUGUAAGGGCAACAGAAGACUUCGACGAUAAGUACAUCAUUGGAACAGGAGGAUACGGCAAAGUCUACAGGGCACAACUCCAUGAUGGGCAGCUGGUUGCUGUCAAGAAGCUUCAUCAGACCGAAGAAGAGUUGGAUGAUGAAAGAAGAUUUCGUAGUGAAAUGGAAAUCUUAACACAGAUCCGACAAUGAAGCAUCGUCAAAAUGUAUGGAUUCUGCUCCCAUCCAACAUAUAAAUUUCUCGUCUAUGACUACAUUCAGCAGGGAAGCCUCCACGGAAUAUUGGAAAAUCAGGAGCUAGCAAAGGAAUUAGAUUGGAAGAAGAGAAUUGCUCUUGCAACUGAUGUGGCUCAAGCAAUAUCUUAUUUGCACCACGAAUGCAGUCCACCUAUAAUCCAUCGAGAUAUCACAAGCAACAACAUCUUACUUGAUACAUCCUUCAAAGCUUUUGUCUCGGAUUUUGGCACGGCAAGGAUUCUUAAACCCGAUUCAUCAAACUGGAGUGCACUAGCAGGAACAUAUGGCUACAUAGCUCCUGAACUGUCGUACACAUCUGUUGUGACAGAGAAAUGUGAUGUCUAUAGCUUUGGCGUGGUGGUGCUAGAGCUAGUGAUAGGGAAGCAUCCAAGGGAUCUAUUAGACGGUAGUUUAUCAAGCGGGGAACAAGCUAUACUUGUGAAAGAUAUUCUGGACCAACGACCGACAACACCAACAACAACAGAAGAGAAGAGCUUAGCUCUGCUCAUCAAGCUGGCCUUCUCUUGCUUGGAAUCUUCUCCACAAGCAAGGCCAACCAUGCUGGCGGCGUGCCAAAUGCUCAUCCAGCAACCUUGUUCUAGUUCAAGUCCCAUGCCUUUCAACGCACUUACAUUACAGCAAGGGAUGCACGUUGAUAUAUGAUCCGAAUUCUAGUGAGAAGCCAGGGUCUAUCUUGGCGGAGGUCGAUAAAAUGUUUCCACUUUUGACUUGAGUCACUCAUAUUCCACCUAUAUAUACCCCAUGUAUACCAACAUGGGAUGAGUUGAUGGCUUAUUGUAAGUCUAUGUA